AUGGCAUACUCUUUCCCGAAAUUCUCAUUGUUCAUCGGACUUGUUCUGAUGGGCGUCAUCAUUGCGAACUCGCAGUUUGGUAUUGGCAACAAGAUGCAAGAUCAAGCUGUGUUCCGCGAGCACUUAAAGGCGAAAGUUCACAAGGAGAUGUGUAACGGCAAAUACCCUGCACCAGUAGGGACACUUGUAGCGAAGUUCCCGAUGAUAACAUCGACUCAUAUGUUGAUUGCUGCUGUAUCUGCAUUGGCGCUGUGUUUCUUGUUCAACUUGAUACCACAAAAUGGGUUCUUCUCAUGGGUGAUGAUUCACUUGUUUACGUUGGCGUUCUUCUUGGUAGCGAUAACUGCUGGUUAUUUGUUUGCUAAGUCGCAGUCAGACAUGUGCGUAAAGGCCAAGGAAAUGGUAUCCGUCAACUCGACAUGCCCAUUUGCUGGUGUUAUGGAAAACAAAUUUGUUCAACAAGGCAUCAAUUAUAUUCCAGAGACUAUUAGAGCUAAGGCUAUGACUUUCAAAGACAUUUUGGUCGAACAUGUGACUAAGUUGGGCAUUAACGCGCCAAUUUUCGUCAUCGUUAUUGCUUUCUAUUUGAUCAAUAAGAACACAAGAAGUGUCACCCGAUUCGAAGUGUUGGGUCUCAUUUCGUUGAUUGUAUCCCUCAUUUCCGGAUAUGGAUAUUAUCAAGAGACUCAUGACGUCGUGUUCUCAAUUGUCUUCCCAAUUGCUACUAUCGUCUUGGUACUCAUUUGUGUCAACUUGGCAUUGAAAUUAGGGUUCUUCUUCGUCGUACCAGAAUACUUCUUCUCGGCCGCUUCUAUUGCUUUCAGACUCUUCUACGUCCUUGCUGCUUUCAACAUUCCAUUCGCUAUGUUGAUUGCUGUUGGGUUCUUUGUCUUCUUGUUCGUCAACAUCGCAGUGUGGUCUGAUGGAUUCUUCUUGUCUGUUGUCUUCUUGCUCAACUUCGGUUUGUCUAAGCUCUACACUUUCCCGGCCGACUCCCUCGUUGUUUUGUUAUUCACCUUGGCUGUCUUUACAUGCGAUUGCUGCUGCAAAAAGUCCUGCAAAGCCGAGAAGAAACCCAAAACAGAUUAA
Messenger RNA from Entamoeba invadens IP1, 1089 nucleotides. RefSeq lists its product as hypothetical. The transcript has a single exon. Bases 1 to 1089 code for a protein of 362 amino acids. Lineage: Eukaryota; Evosea; Mastigamoebida; Endamoebidae. The record is from RefSeq and is a predicted model, not a curated record.